AUGGCCGACUUCUCCUUCACCCCCGAAUUCUCCCCAGCAACCCGCGAAUUCCUCUCCUCAAAGCGACUACCCUCACCUGUGAGCGACACAUGGCGCUCCAUAUCCCCCUUCAGCGACUACGACGUCUUCGAAAGCGAGUUCUUCGGCCGGAUGUCGCCAUUUGACGAUGAUUCCGGCGAAGAUGUAUCUGAGGAGACCACGCCGCAGCUCGAGCUGCCUGGACCCGAAGUCGCUCGGCGCUGCACGACAGGGCGCAGGGCAUCGAUUGGUACAGUUGAGCCGGGGAGCGAUAGCGAGGACCCUCCUUCUGGGAGGCCUGCAGAGAUGCCGUCGAUUACACUCGAUGAUGCGAUUGAUAACACGACUGGUCGGCGACCUAGGCCGACUAGGGUGUUGUUUCCAUUUGCGCACAUGCGACAGUCGGAGGCUGUGGCGUCGAGUUCGCAGGUUCCGGUAUCGCGUCCUCAAGUUACGGCGUCGAGUUCGCAAGUCACGGCGUCAAGUUCUCGGCCGAAAGAGAUUCUGUUUACCAAGUCAAAAGAAGACAUCGAGAAGCUAAGGCAUCUUCGCCGAGAUCUCUGCGAGGCAUAUGUUCAGAGGGAGAGGCUUGCGGAGGGCGGGAUAGGCAAGGUGACCGCAGAACACAAGGUCAAACUUGUCCUUGACCGAAUCGAAUCGGAUGUAGUGGCCAACACCUUCAACAAUGCACAUUCCACGCAGAUGACGCUGCAAGGGCUGGCUUGGAAGGAUGCAUGUGCGGUGUUGGAAGCCGAGAGACGUACUCGGUCGCGCCGCGCAGGCGUUGGAGAUCCAUAUCUCGAUGUUCAGAAGGAGUGGAUUCCGAUGAUUCCGUUCAGACAGCCCGCCAACACUCCUCUCCUUCACCCUUCUCCUCCUCUCCUCCUCACCCUGGCCCUCCGCAACCGCUCCAAGUCGCUCUCUGCCAUCGGACAAGAAGCCAGAGACGACGGGGAGCUCGUAUUUCUCCGAGAACUGCGAGGCGGCCAGAAACAGCGACGCUUCUCCUCCCUCUCUCACUUCUUCGCCUCGCCGACUGCUCUCGUCCCGGCUGUCGUCCUCCUCCUCGUCGCCGUUCUUCUCCAACUGCUCCUCCCGUACCUCCAGCCAUUCCUCCACCACCAAUCCAUCUCUCCGCCGCAAUCCUGCCCUACGUACAACCCUUAUAAUCCCUUCCUGCAGGACUUGUACUGCCGAGUACCCGCACAAGAGACGUCUGGUUCCCUAUACAGCACCUCGCCACGCAGCAUGGCUCUCGCCGCCGCCGCCCAGCGGGUAGCCGCGGAAUUCGAGUACAGCAAAGAGGCAGUGAACCGGGGCGUCGAUGCCUUCAUCACGCAGAUGCACGAGGGUUUGGGGAAGCAGGGUGCCACCAUGUCGCAGAUCCCAACCUACGUGACCGGCGUGCCGAACGGGACGGAGAAGGGCUUGUACAUGGCCGUCGAUCUGGGCGGGACGAAUUUCCGCGUGUGCAGCAUCCAGCUGCACGGCAACAGCACGUUCAGCUUGACGCAGAGCAAAGUGCCGAUUCCCAAGGACUUGAUGGUGGCGCAGACGAGUCAUGAGCUGUUCUCCUUCCUCGCCAAGCAGAUCCAGCUGUUCCUGAAGACGCAUCAUGGCGAGCACUACAACACCCACACGGAGAGGAGGGCGAGCAUGGCGGGCUUUGGCGGCUUCCGAGAGGAGGAGAUCUUCAGCUUGGGCUUCACGUUCUCCUUUCCUGUGCAGCAGGUGGGGAUUAACAAGGGUACGUUGAUUCGCUGGACGAAAGGCUUCGACAUCCACGACACUGUAGGCAAAGACGUGUGCGCUCUCUUGCAAAAGGAGAUUGAUGCGCUCGGACUCCCGGUGAGGGUGAGCGCAUUGGUGAACGACACGGUAGGCACGUUGAUGGCACGGUCCUACACCAGCCCAGGAAAGACACGCACCCUCCUCGGCGCCAUCUUCGGCACGGGCACAAACGGAGCAUACGUCGAGAAACUCUCCAACAUCACCAAACUCAACACCACCGCCGGCAGCUCGAGCAACUACGACAAGAGCACCGGCGAGAUGAUUAUCAAUACCGAAUGGGGCAGCUUCGACAACCAACUCUCCGUCCUGCCCGACACGCCCUACGACCGCGACCUCGACCGCGAGUCCGUCAACCCGGGCAUCCAAAUGUUCGAAAAGCGCAUCUCCGGCAUGUUCCUGGGGGAAAUCCUGCGGCGCGCCAUCGUCUCCCUCGUCCAAGACCCCGCCGUCCCGCUAUUCCACGACGACGACUCAAGCCGCAACGACGUGCACAGCACGACGCAAAUCGACGCCACCUCCCCCCUCUACAAGCAAUGGGGGCUGGACACCAGCUUCCUCUCCAUCGCCGCCGGCGACUCCGGCUUAGGCCUCAAAGCGACGCGCCAAAGUCUCGACAACGACUACGGCGUAUCAGCCGCGAGCGCCGAAGACGCAGAAGCGGUGCGCCUCAUCGCCGCAGCAGUAGGCAAGCGCGCCGCCCGCUUAUCCGCCGUGGCAAUCGCAGCGGUCGUCAUCAGCACCGCCAGCCUCGCCACAGGGGACAAAGACGACGUAGUGGAUAUCGGCGUUGACGGCAGCCUGGUGGAAUUCUACCCCAACUUCGAAGAGUACAUCCGCGAGGCGUUGCGCGAGAUCCCGCGCAUUGGGCCGGAAGGGGAGAAGCGGAUUCGCAUUGGGAUUGCGAAGGAUGGGAGUGGUGUUGGGGCGGCGUUGAUUGCGCUUGUGGCUGAUCGGGCGAUGAAGAGCGCUGGCGCGAAGCACGUCUCGAGGACUGAAACUGUGUUUGGGGGGCUUGUGCAGGGCUGGCUGGACGCGUGGAACAAGACGGUCCGGUUCCGGGUGUAG
Neohortaea acidophila is the source of this 2874-nucleotide messenger RNA. RefSeq lists its product as uncharacterized. The record is from RefSeq and is a predicted model, not a curated record. Bases 1 to 2874 code for a protein of 957 amino acids. The transcript has 4 exons. Gene Ontology annotation, biological process: intracellular glucose homeostasis; glycolytic process; glucose 6-phosphate metabolic process. NCBI's taxonomy places the organism in Eukaryota, Fungi, Ascomycota, Dothideomycetes, Mycosphaerellales, Teratosphaeriaceae. Gene Ontology annotation, molecular function: D-glucose binding; glucokinase activity; ATP binding. Gene Ontology annotation, cellular component: mitochondrion; cytosol.